CUCUAGUAUCUCCAUAUAAAAUCAUGUGUAGCUCGACAUGUGUUUCAACACACCUGUUUCAGUUGAGCAAGAGCUUAUUACGGCAAUGAAUAGAUGGUCAGGUGGGCAUGAUUACGGUUGGAGCUAAAAUCUUCAGGAAGGUAGAUCUCCAGGAACAGGAACAUAAGGAGAUUAACAGCCCGCAUCAUUACGUCACCGCGCCACGCCGUCCGACGUCCCUCCAGAAUUUCACGUAUCAACAUACAGUUGGUCUUCGUUAUGUGUGUUGAGCGUCAAUCAGGAUGUACAGCUUCAUGGGAGGAGGCCUUUUCUGUGCCAUUGUGGCCAACAUCCUCCUGGUGGUGUCCACAGCCACUGAUUACUGGAUGCAGUACCGCCUAUCAGGCAGUUUCGCUCAUCAGGGCCUGUGGCGCUACUGCAUGUCGGGCAAGUGCUACAUGCAGACGGACAGCAUUGCAUACUGGAAUGCCACAAGGGCCUUCAUGAUCCUGUCAUCGAUGUCAUGCUUCGCAGGGAUCAUCGCCGGCAUUCUUUCCUUCACCCACUUCUCUGGAUUUGAGAGAUUCAGUCGUUCCUUUGCUGCAGGGAUCAUGUUUUUCGUUUCGACUCUCUUUGUUUUUCUGGCUAUGGCGAUCUACACCGGGGUGACGGUGAACUUCCUGGGAAAGCGCUUUGGUGAUUGGCGUUUCUCCUGGUCCUACAUACUCGGUUGGGUUGCUCUGCUCAUGAACUUCUUUGCAGGUAUAUUUUACAUGUGUGCUUACAGGAUGCACGAGUGCAGGCGAGUCGCCGGAUCACGCUAGAUGGAUAAAAACAAGAGGAAUCCAUAGUGGAAUUGUAAUAUGUUGUUAGUAUAUUGCUAAACAUAAAUGAAAGAUAUUAUAGUAGAUAUUAACUUCAUAGGAAGGACAAGGAUAAGCAACUAGCAAGCCUCUUUCCAGAAAAAUCAACUCACUCAAUCAAUCUCAAGAGUAAAUCAGAGUAAAUGGUGGAAAAGCAUUAAAAAUGUCCUGAAGAUAAUGGCAGUCUCUGUUUAACUCUGAUAAAUGACUUUCCCUUUCAGCAGUAACAACAUUAUCAUCAUCAAGGCAGUGUCGAAAUUUAAGUGGCAAAGUGAACAGGAUGUAGAUUGAAAUGUUGCAUUCAAACUGGGCAGAUUUGGGGCAGAAUAAAUGAUCAGACCAUUCUGA
Molecule: messenger RNA, 1190 nt
Organism: Ictalurus punctatus (channel catfish)
Lineage: Eukaryota; Metazoa; Chordata; Actinopteri; Siluriformes; Ictaluridae
Gene: lim2.5
Product: lens intrinsic membrane protein 2.5
Exons: 6
Coding region: 282-803 (173 amino acids)
Cellular component (GO): plasma membrane
Molecular function (GO): structural constituent of eye lens
Source: RefSeq, a predicted model, not a curated record